This is a messenger RNA of Echinococcus granulosus, 1950 nucleotides long. Its product is annotated as Membrane-bound transcription factor site-2 protease. The transcript is spliced from 7 exons. The record is from RefSeq and is a predicted model, not a curated record. Gene Ontology annotation, biological process: membrane protein intracellular domain proteolysis; regulation of response to endoplasmic reticulum stress. Gene Ontology annotation, cellular component: membrane; cytoplasm. Lineage: Eukaryota; Metazoa; Platyhelminthes; Cestoda; Cyclophyllidea; Taeniidae. Gene Ontology annotation, molecular function: metalloendopeptidase activity. The coding region runs from base 1 to 1950 and encodes 649 amino acids.
AUGAUAUCCAGCUCUACAAUCUCAUACUUUUUUGGGUUUUGGGUACUUGCUUACCUCCUCGAUGCGGGGUUAUCGAAUCACCCAUACACACGCCAGAAAUACUUAGAACUUCGCGAGAAUUCGGGCAUUUCCAUACAGGUUUUGCAAGCGAGAUUCUUCACCCAGAAGUUAAACCCUUUAUUUGAGCGGAUUGGUGAAGUUCGUUGGUUUCCUUGGAAUCUAUGGUUUUUUGCUGGCACUGCUUUUUCAGCAGUGUUCAUGGUCUUAAGUGUCGUGAUAUUGUUCUUUCUUGCCUACAACACGACCAUGCGCAAACCUAUAGAACAGCAGGUCAUAACCCCGGUGAUGCCUGGAGUUAAUUUGCCGAUGAGUCAACUUGGUUUUUAUUUGCUGACGCUCCUUGUGUGUGUGGUUCUUCACGAGGCUGGUCAUGCGCUGGCGGCACUUCAUGAGCGUGUUAGAAUUCAUGGGUUCGGCUUCUUUCUCAUUGGAAUUUAUCCUGGCGCCUAUGUGGAUAUUAGUGACGCUGAUUUGAACAGUCUUUCACCGAUACGACAGUUGAAAAUUUAUUCGGCUGGCGUUUGGCAUAAUGGCGUGAUUGUCGUUUUGAGCAUUAUUUGUUUUUACGCUCUCCCCUGGAUUCUUAGUCCAGCCUAUGUGAUGAACCAGGGCGUUGGCAUCGUCAAUUUACAAAAAAACUCAGUAUUCACCGGCCCCAGGGGUCUCCACCUUGGUGAUGCGAUAACUCAAGUGAAUUCGUGUCCAGUGAACACUCCAGCAGAAUGGUUUCGUUGCCUGGAGGAGGCAAGCACCAAAGUGACAGGUUACUGCGUGUCGAACAGCUUCAUCGGGCAGCAUCCACCGCCAGCCCCGCCGGGGCUUAGACACCUCGCUGCCGUCGUGCCUCUUCAGCCUCUGCAACAGCCACAGCAUCAACAACAGAACGUUGUCAACGGACAGGAGGCGGCUCUGCCUGGCCUCGCUUCUCAAGAUUGCUGUCCCUCUCACCUCGCCUCCACUCACCUCUGCUUCACCUACAUGGCCAGUGGAAUUAAUGCAAAGAGGCCACGACAAGCCUGUUUGCCUGCAAGGGCAGUGACAGAGAAGGAGGCGUGCAGUGUGCCAUCGGACUGUGGCCGGGUCGCAGGGGCCGGCGGACCCAUGGGUGUGGCAGGGGUCGGUGAAAGCGCGUGGGCGGCCUGCCUGGUGCCUACACAACCCGACAACACUACUCGUCUUAUCCGAAUCGUGCACAACCGCGAGCGCUCGCCCGCCGUCCUCUUUUUUGGUCCCGUGGAAGAGCUCCUCUCCUCCGUCGAAAUCUCUGACUACGUCCCCCGCUGGCCUCAAAUCACACCCUGCCGAUUGCCAGAAAUCAUCGCUACCUUCUGCAGGUACCUCUUCUCCUUAUCGGGAGCGCUGGUAAUGUUCAACGUGGUUCCUUGCUACGCUCUGGACGGUCAGGGCAUCUUUAAGUCACUACUGGAACUGGCGUUGCCACCAUGCGUAUGUUCGCGGCAGAUCCGACGCCUCAUCUUCUCCACCACACUCUGGAUGGGCACCGGUCUGGUUUUCCUCAACAUCGCCCUUGCUCUCUAUUAUGAAGUACUAAUGAUAAAAUCACACGAAGUCACGCUUAAAUAUGGGGCUUAUGAAGCGUGUGGGAUCGUACUUUAUCGUAAUUACCGACUGGAAGGUCUCAAGAAAUUACUUGAAUUAGUAGGCCACACUGUCAAAAUUGAAAAGAUACCAAACGUACGGGAUAUACUAGAAGUGUGGUUACAGGAUGAAAAAAUAUACAGGUGCAACAUAAAAGAACUACGAUUCGGUGGUGACGGGUUUUUGGAUAAAAAAGCGAGAGAAAUUUCGCAAAAAAUAAAGGAAUCCUACCAUGCGUGUUACGCAAGCCCAAGUUUGAAUUUGGAAGUCGGGAUAGGAAAUGCACCUUGA